Messenger RNA from Brassica oleracea var. oleracea, 715 nucleotides. RefSeq names its product glutamyl-tRNA(Gln) amidotransferase subunit C, chloroplastic/mitochondrial-like. Gene Ontology annotation, cellular component: chloroplast. Bases 47 to 496 code for a protein of 149 amino acids. Gene Ontology annotation, molecular function: glutaminyl-tRNA synthase (glutamine-hydrolyzing) activity. The record is from RefSeq and is a predicted model, not a curated record. Lineage: Eukaryota; Viridiplantae; Streptophyta; Magnoliopsida; Brassicales; Brassicaceae. Gene Ontology annotation, biological process: glutaminyl-tRNAGln biosynthesis via transamidation; regulation of translational fidelity. The transcript is spliced from 6 exons.
CUAUCCAUCAUGUUCAGUAGUCUUCGGAGAGUUUUCAAUUAAAGCCAUGGCGACCAGAGCUUUGCUUGCCGUUCUAUCUGCUUCACCACCACGCAUGAUCAGAAUCAAAGUCUCAACCUUUCCUUCUUCGUCUUCUUCUUCAAGUAUCAAGUUCCAAAGACAUAUUACAAUAGCUCGAUGCUUCUCGUCGGACACGAACCCCUCCGUUCUUCAGCCGCCGGACGUAUCCCGUCUAGCUGAGACAGCUCGAAUCUCUCUCACCCCAUCCGAGAUUGAGGAAUGUGGAGCUAAGAUUCGUCAAGUCAUCGACUGGUUUGGUCAGCUUCAGCAAGUCGAUGUUAGCAGUGUGGAGCCAGCGAUUAGAGCAGAAAUGGAAGGUGGGAAUUUGCGAGAGGAUGCUCCAGAAACAUUUGAGAACAGGGAAAGUAUAAGAGCUUCGAUUCCAAGCUUUGAUGAGGUGUAUUUGAAAGUACCUAAAGUACUAAACAAAGAGUGACUUUUUUUUGUCAGCUUCUUCGGGUGUGGCUGAAGAGAUUCAUUCUCAGCUCCGGUUAUUGUUCCACCAUCUCUUUGUUUUCUUUAAAAAAAAAAAACUGGUUAGGAGAGAGCAAAGCUUGCUCUACAUUAUCAAGUCUCGCGUAGUCUAUUACUCUACAACAUGGUGAUACUUUAUAAUCUCAAUCCAUCCAUUUCGAUCGGUGAUCGUUUUUAAACC